Molecule: messenger RNA, 629 nt
Organism: Leguminivora glycinivorella
Lineage: Eukaryota; Metazoa; Arthropoda; Insecta; Lepidoptera; Tortricidae
Product: chorion class high-cysteine HCB protein 12-like
Exons: 2
Coding region: 34-519 (161 amino acids)
Biological process (GO): multicellular organism development; chorion-containing eggshell formation
Cellular component (GO): egg chorion
Molecular function (GO): structural constituent of egg chorion
Source: RefSeq, a predicted model, not a curated record
UCUAGUGAGAAGCUACACUACGAACAAGUCAAAAUGGUGUCCAAGGUUGUGAUCCUCUGCGCUUUCGCCAUUCUGGUUCAGUCCAUCUCCGGCCAGAGGAGCGGUUGCUGCGGAUCCGGCCGCUCCGGCAGAUACGGCGGCUCCGGCUGUGGCUGCUCAUGCGGCAGCUCUGGAAGCUCCGGUAACGUCUACGCUAGCUCCAUCAACAUCCCCACCAGCGGCGGCGACUUCGUCGUCACCAGCGUCGGCCCCAUCUCCCCCUCCGGCAUCUCCGUCUCCUCCGACCUGGACCUGAGAGGAGACUUGGACGUCUACGGAGAACUGCCGUACCUGAGCGCCGUGGAGUUCUCUGGCCAGUACGACACUCAAGGUUCUGGCUGCGUGGACUACAGCUGCGGCACCUGCGGGAACGUGGCCAUCACCAGCGUGCAGGGCAGCUCCGGCUGCGGGUGCGGCUCCAGCUGCGGCUGCGGCUCCAGCUGCGGCUGCGGCUCCAGCUGCGGCUGCGGCUGUCGCUAAGACAAUACACUACACUCGACCACUUGAUAACAUUUAGUUAUCUUUAGCUGUCUCUCUACGAACUCGUACAUAUGUAUGAACUGAUAAAUAAAAGUGCAUUAUUCGAAUAA